GGCGCCCGCAGUGUCACUUGGCCGGCGGGGACGCGGUCUGCGCGGUGGGCUGGGGGCCGCCCUGCAACGUCGCAGCGGGCUCGGGCCCGUGAGCCUGGAGCGGCCCGCAGGGCAUCUGCGUCCCACGCUCCCACCCCCUCCCCCGCGUCGGGGGAGGCGGCGUGUCCGGCGGAGGGUGGUGGGGCGAGGGGCAGGGCUGGAGCGCCAUGAGCAGCCCGGAUGCGGGGUACGCCAGUGACGACCAGAGCCAGCCCCGCAGCGCGCUGCCCGCGGUGAUGGCCGGGCUGGGCCCCUGUCCCUGGGCCGAGUCGUUGAGUCCCCUCGGGGACAUGAAGGUGAAGGGCGAGGCGGCGGCGAGCAGCGGGGCGCCGGCCGGGGCGGCGGGCCGGGCCAAGGGCGAGUCUCGCAUCCGGCGGCCGAUGAACGCCUUCAUGGUGUGGGCCAAGGACGAGCGCAAGCGCCUGGCGCAGCAGAACCCGGACCUGCACAACGCCGAGUUGAGCAAGAUGCUGGGCAAGUCGUGGAAAGCGCUGACGCUGGCGGAGAAGCGGCCCUUCGUGGAGGAGGCCGAGCGGCUGCGCGUGCAACACAUGCAGGACCACCCCAACUACAAGUACCGGCCCCGCAGGCGCAAGCAGGUGAAGCGACUCAAGCGGGUGGAGGGCGGCUUCCUGCACGGCCUCGCCGACACGCAGGCCGCCUCGCUGGGCCCGGAGGGCGGCCGCGUGGCCAUGGACGGCCUGGGCCUGCCCUUCCCCGAGCAGGGCUUCCCCGCGGGCCCGCCGCUGCUGCCGCCUCACCUGGGCGCCCACUACCGCGACUGCCAGGGACUGGGCGCGCCCCCGCUCGACGGCUACCCGCUGCCCACGCCGGACACGUCCCCGCUGGACGGCGUGGAGCCCGACCCGGCCUUCUUCGCCGCGCCGCUGCCCGGGGACUGCCCGGCGGCCGGCCCCUACAGCUACCCGCAGGCCUCGGACUACGCGGGGCCCCCCGAGCCGCCCGUCGGCCCCGUGCACUCCCGCCUCGGCCUGGAGCAGGCGGGCCCUGCCCUGCCGGGCCACGUGGCGCCCCCCAGCGCCCUGCAGCUGUACUACAACGCCCUUAGCUCGCCGGCGGCGGGCGGCGGGCGCGGCUUCCCCAUGCAGCCCCCGCAGCCCCCGCCGGGCCCCGGGCAGCCGUCGCCCCCUCCCGAGGCGCUGCCCUGCCGCGACGGCGCGGACCCGAGCCAGCCCGCCGAGCUCCUCGGGGAGGUGGACCGCACGGAAUUUGAACAGUAUCUGCACUUUGUGUGCAAGCCCGAGAUGGGGCUCCCCUACCAGGGGCCUGACUCCAGCGUGACCCUCCCAGACAGCCACGGGGCCAUCUCCUCGGUGGUUUCCGAUGCCAGCUCUGCGGUAUAUUACUGCAACUAUCCCGACGUCUGACGGCCCCCGAUCCGACCCAGCCUGCAGGCCAGAAGCGCAGUGUUACUUCCCGGAGGAGCUGAGGACACCCUCAGCCUCACGUUGUUCUGUUUUGUUUCUAAGUUGCCUAGGCACGUAAUUUAUGGUAAUUUAUUUUGUCUGCCACUUGAACGGUGGGGGUGGGGGUGGGGGGGGAGGAGAAAAAUGGGAGGUUUGUUUUCAGAUUUGUUCCGAUUCUGGUUGCCCACGGUUGCCUGGUCAAAGCCCCGUUUCCCAGUUCGAGCGGACCAGUUUUGAGUAUGUCCCCGAGGAACUUGCUCCGUUUGCCGAAAACUGAUUGAUCAAAACCACUUUUGCCUUGGGUGUGUUUUCUCAAUCUUAAAAAAAAAAAUAAAUAAAUAAAAUCUGGAAUCCCUUCUCA
This is a messenger RNA of Acinonyx jubatus (cheetah), 1827 nucleotides long. It is a transcript of the gene SOX17, whose product is annotated as SRY-box transcription factor 17. Gene Ontology annotation, molecular function: DNA-binding transcription activator activity, RNA polymerase II-specific; RNA polymerase II cis-regulatory region sequence-specific DNA binding. Gene Ontology annotation, biological process: vasculogenesis; positive regulation of transcription by RNA polymerase II; anatomical structure morphogenesis. NCBI's taxonomy places the organism in Eukaryota, Metazoa, Chordata, Mammalia, Carnivora, Felidae. The coding region runs from base 207 to 1427 and encodes 406 amino acids. The record is from RefSeq and is a predicted model, not a curated record. The transcript is spliced from 2 exons.